Messenger RNA from Aphidius gifuensis, 1373 nucleotides. RefSeq lists its product as uncharacterized. Gene Ontology annotation, molecular function: sequence-specific DNA binding. The record is from RefSeq and is a predicted model, not a curated record. NCBI's taxonomy places the organism in Eukaryota, Metazoa, Arthropoda, Insecta, Hymenoptera, Braconidae. The transcript has 5 exons. The coding region runs from base 134 to 1372 and encodes 412 amino acids.
UUAGGCAAUUAAUUUUAAAUUUUUAUUUAAUUAAUUUUAAAAAAAGUUGACCUGGGACAAACAUUACAAACAGUGUAUGGCAUGUCAAAAAAAUUUCCAAUUGAAAAUUUAAUUAUUAAUUUACAAAAUAAAUAUGGUAACUCAAUGUUGUGCAAUUGGCUGUGGUAAAAAACAAUCAAAAGGAACCACAAUACUCAAGGCUUUCCCUAGAGAUCCAGAUCGCCGUCAAAUAUGGGCUACUGCUGCUGGUGUGAGCCAAAUAAAACCAAGCUCAAGGUUAUGUGAGCUCCAUUUUGAUGAAUCUCAAUAUGAACAACACCGUCAGGAUGGCUUAAAAAAAUUAAAACCAAAUGCAGUGCCAACUUUAUUUGGUGAUGUUUUGACAGAUUAUUUGAGUAAAGACCACCAAGAUAAAAGUAACACCAUACAUGAUGCUAGUUGGACUUCAUGUGAAUCACUUAACCAGUUGUCAACAAUGGACUUAGAUGAAUCUUUAUCCAGUUCAUUGCCUAAUGUGAGUGAUGAAAUCAUAGAUGAAUGUACCACUGACAACCCAAUGAGUUUAUCUGAGUUACCAAAGUCUGAUAAUACCAAAUCUGUACCAAGUGAUGAGCAGCAGAUUGAAUUGCCACUUAUAAACUUGGAUAAGGAACAUUCAGUAUCAAUUUUUACUCAUAAUGUUUAUCCUGAUACUUUAAAUAGUGUUUCAUCAAUUCCUGCUGAUGAAUUACAAGCAGAAUUAAUCAACAAAUAUAAUCAAGAAGUUAUUAAAUUGAAUUUAAUGCUUCAAGAUCAACAUCGUCUUCAUCGACAUGAAAUUUCGAGUUUAAGCAAGGAAGUAGAAAGCUUGAAGAAAAUGAAUAUUGGAUUGGAAGGUGAAUUGCGAGUUGAACAAGAAAAAAGAGUAAAGUCAGAACAACAACGAGAAAAAAUUGAAAAUAAAUUAAACAGGCUUUUUAAUGUUUUUGAUAACAGUUCUUUUUUGAAAAAUCUUUUAAUUGAGUUAUCCAACGACAAUGAACGGUACUGGAGCCCACAGUUAGUCAAGUCAGCAGUCCAGUUGCGUUUUGCAAUUGGUUGGAAAGGUUAUCAAUUUAUCCAGAACCAGCUUAAAAUUCCUUUACCUAGUUACUCUACUGUUUGUAGGGCAGUAAGUAAUUUCAAUUUUGAUCCUGGCUUUUUAUCGGAUCUUGUACCUUUGUUAGAAAAAAAAAUGCAAUCACAUACAUCGUCAACCCAAGAUGACUGCAUUUUGUUGCUUGACGAAUUUGAGCUGCAAAAACAAUUGGAGUUUGAACAAGGAGCUAUGUUUCAUGACAUACCACUGGGAAAUCUUACCCGAAAAAAAAAAAAAAAAACUAGAUUAUUAUAAA